AUGGAUACGAAGGUUGCCAAGGGUAGUGGAGAAGUGGAAUGCCGUGCUGCAGACGCUCGAGGGCCAUACAGGCGGGGUCUGGACUAUGGCCUUCUCACCGGACGGCAAGACACUGGCGUCGGACUCGAGCGACAGCACAGCCAAGCUGUGGGACGCCGGAUGGGCGCGCUGCUGCAGACGCCCGAGGGCCAUGCGGACGUGAUCUGGGCCGUAGCCUUCUCGCCGGACGGCACCUCUCCCCAGGCCAAUGUUGGUUCGUUCAAUCUUUCAUUAUCUAUCUCUGAUGGGACAGCUGUUUCCCAACCACAGGAUCGACCCUUCAUCUUCGUUGAGGACCAAUGGAUUUCAUUAACCUCCCCCCUCACCACCGUUAUGGAUAAAUGUCCCUAUACUCUAUGA
Eremomyces bilateralis CBS 781.70 is the source of this 399-nucleotide messenger RNA. RefSeq lists its product as uncharacterized. The record is from RefSeq and is a predicted model, not a curated record. Bases 1 to 399 code for a protein of 132 amino acids. The transcript is spliced from 2 exons. NCBI's taxonomy places the organism in Eukaryota, Fungi, Ascomycota, Dothideomycetes, Eremomycetales, Eremomycetaceae.